AUGGCGAUGGAGAAGCAGGAUCAUCAAGUGGUUGCUGGCCAGCACCCGACACCCAUGAAAUUUUCCCGUUACCGUUCCGUGAGAAAAGCCGCGGCGAAACAGCCACCACCACCACCGCAAUCCUGCCCCCUGCCCCCGCCGCUGCCCAUCCCGCCUGUCGCUUCCGCGUCGCCGUCGCAUGACCGGCCAGCACUCCCCAAUGGCUCCAGCAAUGGCUCCAGCUCCGUUCAGAGGAGCAUGUCGCGAUACCGUCGCAGGGCUCCUACUGCGCAAUCUGCCGAUGCCGAUACACAACCUCCCGUCCCAGCCCCUCCCCCGGCGUAUAAAGCGCAAGUCGACCCCAGUGCCAAUGGAGGUCCUGUUCACCCACACUUUCAGGACUCAGAGGGCGCCGAGAUGGUGCGAAUGCGAAACAAGCUGGCGAGCAAAUUGGCCGCGCGAGAGAAGCGGCACCAGGAAAAACCGGAGGAUGAUGAGGCGGAGCGCGAAAGACACCGACAGAAUGCGAUGGAUCGGCUGACCGGCGGCGAAGCGAAGUCAGUGUCUACAACUCAUUCAAAACCUGCGUCGCGCGAUAGAUCAGCCGACAAAGCUGAGGAGUAUGCGGUUCGUCGUCCCCAUAAGGAAUCGGAGCAUCGGAAACCCCAGACUGGAUCCGCUUCGGCGAGUCGUCGCGCGAGCAUGGAACCGAGGCGCCAGUCGGUCAGUGAUGCAGCCAACCCAGCGCAUCGCAGAAGUGCGCACGGCGAUGCGUCAGCAGUCCCUGCGAUUGAUACCACGGUGCCUGCUCAGUUCCCAGGGAUUGAUGCGCCGGUAUCGGCUGUCAAUGCGCGCGAGCGGCGGGUGCUGGUUCAAUACCGCAAAUCAUCUGCGCGCAUCUGCAUCACUCCCUCCACAUCUGCUCAAGACAUUGUCGCGACUGCAUUGGAGCAGAUGGAUGCCGGGGUAGACCCAGAAAAGUUCAUCCUGAUGGAGUCGUUCGCGGAGCUGGGGCUGGAACGGCCAUUGCGCCGCUACGAAUACGUACGGGAGGUGCUGAAUUCUUGGACCCACGACGAACAGAACACAUUGAUUGUCGUCCCUGCAGCUAGUCUGGAUGCGCUAACCCUGCUCGAUGCGCGGAACGUGUCACUCGGUCCACCCGCGGAUGUGACCUACUACAUGUACUACUCGCAGCGGCCUCGCAAAUGGGAUAAACGCUACGUGACCCUCCGGUCCGACGGCCAAGUGACCGUCUCCAAGAAGGAGAAUGCCCAAGAUGCAACCAACGCUUGCCACCUUUCUGAUUUCGACAUCUACUCUCCUACCGCCAGCUACCUCGCGAAGAAUGUCAAGCCGCCCAAAAAGUUCUGCCAGGCUGUCAAGAGCCAGCAAAAAUCCAACAUGUUCCUCUCGACGGAGAAUUUUGUCCAUUUCUUCUCGACCAACGACCGCGAGACUGCCGAUGGCUGGUACCGGGCCGUCCAAACCUGGCGCAGCUGGUACCUGGUGACGAAGCUGGGGGCAGGCCAGCCGGCGGAAGCAGAAGCCAUGCAGCCGGAUGAGGCCCCAUUCAAGCCCUUGCUGAACCCCUUUGAGGAACCAGCCAACGAGGUGAAACCGUCGCAACCCGCGUUAGAACGCGCCAAAUCCACAAAGACCAAGGAGCUCUUCUCCCACAAGAAGAGCACCCGCGAGCGUGGGCCUCCACCUACAUCGUUCCCCAAGCUUCUCACCGGCGACUCCGACCUCGCUACAGGCUCGUCCUCGGAUGAAGCCCCCUUCUCAGCAUCCGGCCUUCUCGGCCGAACCUACACCAUGCGCCAACGCGCAUUGAAAGAGCGCGAAGAGCAAGAAAAACGAGACAACGAAGAACUCAUCAAACAAGGGCUGAUCGGCACCAUGGGCUCCCGCCACCCCAGCCGUACCAACACCAUGACAUCCAGUCACGGCCCAGACCCCAACCUCAUGCGACGCACGCAAUCCAUGAAAAACAAACCCCUCGUCGACCUAACCCCGGUCUACCAAGAGCCUCCACAACACAUCCGUAAAGGCCGCGGUAUCGCCGUGGAACCAGGGCUGCCCCUAAUCGACGCCGCCACGGGGCCCGAAGCCCCAGGCGGAAUUCAAAUACCCUCCGCCACGACCUGGCGAAGACCGCAGGUGCCGCCUGAACCGCCCAUGCCAGAGGUCCGCACCCGCAAUCGGUCCAACACUGCCCGCAGCGUCAACAACCAACAGCGAUACCAUCAUACCGCUCCGACCACGCCAACCGACGGGGAGAAUCUGCGCAGCCAAGACGGCCCGUUCAUCCCUAACAGUUUGUUGGCACGAUCUACACCGCACCAAAAUAUCCAAGGGUCUCCGGUCGGCCAUGGCGUGGCAACGGGGGAUCGCAAUGCCGCGAAACCAAUGUUGGAUAUGUCGCCGGACAACCCGUUCGCGGAGGGUAGUUUGUUACGGGGGUUGUGA
Aspergillus luchuensis is the source of this 2451-nucleotide messenger RNA. RefSeq lists its product as uncharacterized. The coding region runs from base 1 to 2451 and encodes 816 amino acids. The transcript has a single exon. The record is from RefSeq and is a predicted model, not a curated record. NCBI's taxonomy places the organism in Eukaryota, Fungi, Ascomycota, Eurotiomycetes, Eurotiales, Aspergillaceae. Gene Ontology annotation, biological process: signal transduction.